This is a messenger RNA of Solanum verrucosum, 1513 nucleotides long. Its product is annotated as nudix hydrolase 8-like. The transcript has 9 exons. Bases 199 to 1272 code for a protein of 357 amino acids. The record is from RefSeq and is a predicted model, not a curated record. Lineage: Eukaryota; Viridiplantae; Streptophyta; Magnoliopsida; Solanales; Solanaceae. Gene Ontology annotation, molecular function: ADP-ribose diphosphatase activity; NADH pyrophosphatase activity; NAD binding.
UUUUUUUCUGUAGUUGACGAGGGAUUUUGUCAAUCUUAAGUUUUUAUUUUAUUUUUUUUGUCAACAAAGUUCAAGAUUUUGAGACCAUUAUUAAUUGAUGCCAUAAUUUUGGGGAAUUAGUUGGUUUCAUUGGACUGAGCUGUCUGGAAGUUAGUUUAAAGACAAGAAAAAGGCUUUGUUUUUGUAGUGUGUGAAAGAAUGGAGCUGAAAUUGGUUGAUUCCAAGUCAUUGUUUUUGUCUAAUUUUGAGCUGAUGAAAUCAAGUUCAUUUCUUGACACAAAGCUAAGGUUUGGUCUCACUGGGACUCAUAAGUUAUGUUCUUGCAGAGGUGUUGUACUCAAGGCCUCGCGUUCAAGUGCUUCUUAUGAUGCUGCAAGUUCAGUUAGCAAAGAAAAUUUUAUACUUGAUGAAUUUUCUUGUCAGAUAAAUGGUAAAAAUUGUUCAGGACUGUAUCUUAGAGAUGUAAGAGUGCUUGAUGCUUCUGAUGAUGAAUAUGGAGGAAUACUCAUUAAUCCACAAACACUGCCAUCCAAUCCCGAUAUAUUUGCAUCUGUACUUCGUGAAUCGCUGUCUCACUGGAAAAUGAAGGGGAAGAAGGGAGUUUGGCUUAAACUACCAGUCGAGAAAUGUGAUCUAGUUCCAAUUGCAGUAAAGGAAGGAUUUCAAUACCAUCACGCGGAAAGAGGAUAUCUCAUGAUGACAUAUUGGCUUCCCGAUGAUCCCUGCAUGCUUCCUUCUAAUGCAUCUCAUCAAGUUGGAGUUGGUGGUUUUGUGAUCAAUGACAAAAAUGAGGUGCUUGUCGUACAAGAGAAACAUUCUGCACCAGCUCUUUCAGGCCUAUGGAAAAUACCAACUGGUUUCAUUCUUGAGUCGGAGGAGAUCUUUACAGGAAUCGUGAGAGAAGUGAAGGAGGAAACUGGGAUUGAUACUGAAUUUGUGGAGGUUAUGGCUUUCAGGCAUGCUCACAAUGUAGCUUUUGAAAAGUCGGAUUUAUUCUUCGUCUGCCUUUUAAGACCCCUGUCAACAAGAAUCGCGGUUGAUGAUCUAGAAAUUCAGGCAGCCAAGUGGAUGCCUCUAGUCAAAUUCGUCGAGCAGCCACUAAUUCAAGCAGAUAGCAUGUUCAAAAAAGUCAUAGACAUCUGCAUUGCUCGUCUUGGAAAGCGUUACUGUGGAUUAUCUGUCCAUCAACUUGUCUCUACAUUUGAUGGUAAACUAUCCUCCUUGUACUUCAACACGGUUGAAGAUUCAGAUUCGAACUGUAAAGCCAACUAGCGCCAUAAUCAGAAUUUGCAAUGCAUUUUUAGCUCUCGACUUCUCUUUCGAUAGAGAUGGACUGAGUUUAGCACAAUAUUACAUGACCUGUAAUAGAAAGAAUAAGAAAAAAGUCAGGGAGUUAAUAUAUAGUGUAUAUAUCUUCUGCUGAGGACAUGGGACUCUGUAUAUAUGUAACAUCUAUAUUUCUUAUCUUAUGACUAAUUCAACUUCUAAGUGUUUUUCUGCCACUUCACUAGUA